This is a messenger RNA of Danio aesculapii, 476 nucleotides long. RefSeq names its product apolipoprotein C-I (gene apoc1). Gene Ontology annotation, biological process: triglyceride metabolic process; lipoprotein metabolic process; negative regulation of lipoprotein lipase activity. Lineage: Eukaryota; Metazoa; Chordata; Actinopteri; Cypriniformes; Danionidae. The record is from RefSeq and is a predicted model, not a curated record. Bases 108 to 365 code for a protein of 85 amino acids. The transcript has 4 exons. Gene Ontology annotation, molecular function: fatty acid binding; phospholipase inhibitor activity. Gene Ontology annotation, cellular component: extracellular region; very-low-density lipoprotein particle; high-density lipoprotein particle.
CACACAACGUCAUCUCUGUGUCUCUAUAAAGGGACAAGCCAUCUGUGGGACAUCAUAACCUCAGCCUAAUUCUUUCGAGGACUGCGAAGAGGAAAAAAAACGACAAGAUGAAACUGUACUUGGCUGCAGCCGUGCUGAUGCUUGUACUUGCUGUACACACAGCAGAGGCCCAGGAGGAGCCCACACUGGAGCAGCAUUUCACCAAAUUCGGGACCCAGGUGAAGGAGAUUGCAGAGGACCUGGCAGAUAAGACCAAAACCGCCUUCCAGAACAUUGAACAGAGCGAGUUUGGCACUAAAACCAGAAACUGGUUUAACGAUCAGUAUGAGAAGCUGAAGCAGAAGAUGACUGAAACCUUCAAUUAAAAAAAUCAAGCCCUUGCACCUCAGUUACCUUGUGUUUUGUUAUAUCACCUCCACCCUGUUGAGCCAACUGGCACAUUUGUUACAGACCAAUACAAUGUCACACUGCAAUGA